AUGGCUCGUCUUUUCAUGUUCGCUUUCAUCCUUGCUGCUCUUCUCGCUUCCACCAUCGCGGUUUCCACCCCCAAGAAGGAGACCCCUGUCGUUGACGCAAGCAAGGUGACGCUCGAGGGAAAAGUUCGAGCGUUUUGUCCUAUGAUCUACAUUCCUUGUCACAGUGGUGAAGAUUGCAGUAUGAUGGGACCGGGUUGUGAUUGUUGCAGACAUGAUAGUUGCGUCCCCUGCUUCUAG
Messenger RNA from Chondrus crispus (carragheen), 237 nucleotides. RefSeq lists its product as hypothetical. The transcript has a single exon. Bases 1 to 237 code for a protein of 78 amino acids. NCBI's taxonomy places the organism in Eukaryota, Rhodophyta, Florideophyceae, Gigartinales, Gigartinaceae. The record is from RefSeq and is a predicted model, not a curated record.